Messenger RNA from Olea europaea var. sylvestris, 2360 nucleotides. RefSeq lists its product as uncharacterized. NCBI's taxonomy places the organism in Eukaryota, Viridiplantae, Streptophyta, Magnoliopsida, Lamiales, Oleaceae. Gene Ontology annotation, molecular function: zinc ion binding. The coding region runs from base 164 to 2029 and encodes 621 amino acids. The record is from RefSeq and is a predicted model, not a curated record. The transcript has 9 exons.
AUAUAACAAAAAUUUCCCAAAGGUACAACCCUAGAAAGCGCGCACACAGGGAAGUUUGAUCAAUGGCGGAGAACUAGAAAAAUUCUAUCUCCAUUUGCCGAGAAUGGCGUCCCACAUUCAUUUCGCUACAGAGUCAUCCAACUGAUCUCAACUACAAAUCCUCAUGACAAUGGUACCCAGUGAAGAAGAUAUAGUGGUGGGAAAGAGAAAGGAGCAAGAGCAUAGUGAGUCUGAAAGGAGUAGGAAAAAGAAGAGGAAGCAAGAGGCUGCACCUCGUCCAGCUUGCUCUUGGGUGCAUUUUAGUCGAGAAUUCAUUAAGGAGUACACUGCUUCGCAUCCUGAAUCUUCUGGCUUAAAAGUCGCCACAAAAGCUGCCUCAGAUGCUUGGAAACUGAUGAGCCCCGAUGAAAAAGCCAAAUACACUAAUCGUGCCCGUGAGGUGUGGGAUAAGUACUUGAGCACUACCCCUGCUCGUGUUGUUAAGCCGAGAAGACAGACCAAACUAGUUACAAGGUGCUCUCCUGGUCGUUUGCUCAAUGUUUUGCAACGACUCACUCCUGACCAGAAGGAUGCUGUAAAAAGCAUGGGAUUUGGAAGCAUCCUUAAUCUCAGAUGCCGAACUCUGCGCCGAAGUUUAUGUCUUUGGUUACUAGAGAGGUUUAACACUGUCCGGCGCAGUUUGGAAAUUUGUGGUGAGCGCAUUCCUUUGACUCCCCAGGAUGUCGAACUUGUGAUGGGAUUGGCAUCUAGUGGGAAGGAUGUGGUGAAUUCAGGACCUGAUGAUGUGAUUACUGAUUUGCGUAAGAAAUACAAUGCGACAAAUCGUGGGAUCUCGGUGCGUCUCUUGGAGGAGCGUUUAUCAGUUCCAGAAGCUGGAGAGGAUUUCAAAAGAUCUUUCCUCCUUUAUGUAUUAGGUACUCUUUUAUGCCCCACAGCAAGACUGGAUGUUAGUCCGUCCUUCCUCCACUUCUUGACAAACAUGGACGUUGUCCACCAGUAUAACUGGGGAAAAUUCUUACUGGACCGGCUAGUUCGGGAAGUAGCCCGCUUUCGUCAAGGGAAGCAACGAGCGGUUGGUGGUUGUCUUUUGUUUCUCCAGCUCUUUUACUAUGAGAGUGUUGCCGUUGGAGAACCAUCUGAACUAGCCCCUGCUGUUUUUCCAUGCUUAUCCUCUUGGGGUGAGGAAGAAAUCAGUGAGAGAGAAAAGCAAGAGCGAGAGCUCGGUGGUUAUGGCUCUGGAGAGGUGGUUUGCAAGGAGAGAGGCCUUGGAAUGGGACCACUGGGUUAUAGGACCCAAGCUGACCGCGACCCACUGAUAAUAAGGUUACCUGGGGAUGAGUAUUGCCCUCAACUGGAGCAAGAUUUGCAUCAGGAUGGUGAAGAUCAUCUUGAAGGGGGUAUCAUUACGGCAGAGGAUGAUAUUCUCAUCAGUGGAAAUGAAGGCUGUGCUGUCUCUAUGGAUAUUGAAAUUGCUGAUCCAGUUAGAGCACCAUGUCGAAAUGCUCAGUAUGGAUGUAUAGAAAUUGUGGACUGCACAAAGAGAAAAGAACACGAAGAGAUCUGCAUCUGGGCUCCCUGUGCUUGCCCUAUUCGCAAAUGCAUAUUCGUUGGCUCGUCUAAGCAGUUAUCAGAGCACUUCAGCAGUAAACAUUGGGAUUCUGGGAGGCGAUUUGAGUAUAAUAGUCCUUUGCCAGUUACCUUAAACAAGAACGAAUCUAGCCUUGUUCUACAAGCAGAAAAAGAUGGUAUUCUCUUUCUUCUCAACAAAGGAACGGAGAGUAUUGGGCAUACAGUCAUGAUAACUUGCAUCAGCCCGAGUUCGUCAAAAGAACAGUUUUUAUAUGAUCUCGUGUCUGAAAGAGGAGAUAGCUGUCUCAGAUUGAAGUCGUAUACUAAUAAUUACCCCGGUCGAGUUGAAGGAUCUCCUCCUGUGGAUUUCCUUCUGGUGCCAUAUGGUUUUAUCAAUUCGACUGGAUCGUUAGAUCUGGAGGUUUGCAUAUGGAACUCGACAGAUUUAGGAGCCGAUUGAUCUGGAGGAGCUCGUCGUCUCUCCCUUUUAGGAAAUGUAUUUACUUGCUAUGUGCACUCCUAUCCAAGUUUGAAAGGUGGUGCGGGUGAUUUAAGGGCUCUAAUGCAUACUGAAUAUUCAGAAGAGUAACAAUUCACUGGAGAAGAAGGGUAUUUUAACGUGAAUUGUUUUUUUUUUUUUUUUUUUUUUUUUUUUUUUUUUUUUUUUUUUUUUUUUUUUUUUUUUUUUUUUUGGUGAUUUUAAAGAUCACUGAUAAAAAAGCUUGUAUGGCCAAAGUAUUUUGACUAUCUUCGCAAUUGUUGCAAUAUAAAUUCUAUAUUAUCUUAGUAAA